CCUCCUCCUCCGCCCAGGAAUUCUGCCCCUUCUAGCUGUCCUGCCCUCCCCUUUUGAGGUUGACUUGCCUGGCGGCGCUCUACCGGGCUGCAGCCCUCCGGCGCCUCCAGCUCGCCCGCCUCCCGCCCGCCCUCCCGCGCCGCGCAGUUCAGCAGCAGAGCAGCAGGACGCCCCGGGAGAUGGAGAGCAAAGCCUUGCUCCUGGUGGCCCUGGGAGUGUGGCUCCAGAGUCUGACCGGCGCGGCCGCGGCGGACGGGGGAAGAGAUUUUUCAGACAUUGAAAGUAAAUUUGCGCUAAGGACGCCUGAAGACACAGCCGAGGACACAUGCCAUCUUAUUCCUGGAGUAGCAGAAUCUGUGUCUAACUGCCAUUUCAACCACAGCAGCAAGACCUUUGUGGUGAUCCAUGGCUGGACGGUGACAGGAAUGUAUGAGAGUUGGGUGCCCAAACUUGUGGCCGCCCUGUACAAAAGAGAACCUGACUCCAAUGUCAUUGUGGUGGACUGGUUGUAUCGGGCUCAGCAACAUUAUCCGGUGUCUGCUGGCUACACCAAGCUGGUGGGAAAUGAUGUGGCCAGGUUCAUCAACUGGAUGGAGGAGGAAUUUAACUACCCCCUGGACAAUGUCCACCUCUUGGGGUACAGCCUUGGAGCCCAUGCUGCUGGUGUGGCAGGAAGUCUGACCAACAAGAAGGUUAACAGAAUUACUGGCUUGGAUCCAGCUGGGCCUAACUUUGAGUACGCAGAGGCCCCCAGUCGCCUUUCUCCUGAUGACGCGGAUUUCGUGGAUGUCUUACAUACAUUCACCAGGGGGUCACCUGGCCGAAGUAUUGGGAUCCAGAAACCAGUAGGGCACGUUGACAUUUACCCCAAUGGAGGCACUUUCCAGCCAGGAUGCAACAUUGGAGAAGCCAUUCGUGUGAUUGCAGAGAGGGGCCUGGGAGAUGUGGACCAGCUGGUGAAAUGCUCCCAUGAGCGCUCCAUUCAUCUCUUCAUUGACUCUCUUCUAAAUGAGGAAAAUCCCAGCAAGGCCUACAGGUGCAACUCCAAGGAAGCCUUUGAAAAAGGGCUUUGCCUGAGCUGCAGAAAGAAUCGCUGCAACAAUGUGGGCUACGAGAUCAACAAGGUCAGAGCCAAAAGAAGCAGCAAGAUGUACCUGAAGACUCGCUCUCAGAUGCCCUACAAAGUCUUCCACUACCAAGUCAAGAUUCACUUUUCUGGGACUGAGACUGACAGGCAGCUCAACCAGGCCUUCGAAAUUUCUCUGUAUGGCACAGUGGCCGAGAGUGAGAACAUUCCCUUCACCCUGCCCGAGGUCUCCACAAACAAAACCUACUCCUUCUUGAUUUAUACGGAGGUGGACAUCGGAGAAUUGCUGAUGAUGAAGCUUAAGUGGAAGAGCGACUCCUACUUCAGCUGGUCAGACUGGUGGAGCAGCCCCGGCUUCGUCAUCGAGAGGAUCCGGGUGAAAGCGGGGGAGACUCAGAAAAAGGUCAUCUUCUGUGCUAGGGAGAAAGUAUCUCAUCUGAAGAAGGGAAAGGACUCCGCAGUGUUUGUGAAGUGCCAUGACAAGUCUCUGAAGAAGUCUGGCUGACACUGGACAAACCCACAAGAGAAGAAAGCACAUGAGUUCUUUGAAGACCGAAGUAAAUGAAGUAAAUUUUAUUAAAAAAAAAAUACCCUUGUUUGGGUGUUUGAAAGUGGGUUUUCCUGAGUAUUAAUCCCAGCUCUAUCUUGUUAGUUGACUAGAAGGCAGUCUAAAAUACUGAAAGGUGGCUAAUACAGGGUGAGGUCGAGUGGCCCAUGGCAUGUGUUCCAGCAUCAGAGGAUAGCAGCCAGGAGAAGCAUGGCGUCCUGUAUCCCUUAAGAAGGAAUCACUUGUUCCCAAUAAUAUAAGACCCCUUCGUGUGACCUGUUUGGUCAUGGUCUAGAAUUAGUGAGGGCCUCUUAUUUUGAUUAGAAUUCUGAGAUUUUAAAAUUAAGACCUUUUGAAAGUUUUCUCCAAGUCUGAUAUAGACCAUGUUUUUGGUGGCAUGAGUCAGAUCCAUUUCUUUAGCAAUUGAGCAGUUGAAACACCUGACCUUUGUAACUAGUUCUUUUAACAUUGGAAUGAGCUAAAAAAGAAAAGAAGCAGGGACAGUGGAGGACAGGGCUCAAGUCGUCCUGAGCCAUGGUCUCACCAUGACAAAGUACAAGUCAACAGAGAUACUAAACCUAGAUUGGGUAAUUCUGAAUAGACUUGGAUUUUUAUGGCUUAAUCCCUCCAUCUCUUAAAAAUUUGUGUUAUACUUCAACAUUGUUCUCUGGGUGGAUGUUGAAAAUGAGCUCAUCUUCAGGUGACACAUAAAAUGAGCUGAAUGAAAAUAUUGGCUAGUUUGAUUUUAGGGUUUUUUUUUUUUUGUUUUCCUUUUUCUUUAUUGAGAAAAAGUCUCCUUUGUCACACUCUGGGCCAAGCCUGACCUAGAAAUCUGUAGCUCAGGCCUGCCUUAAACGCUCAACAAUCCCCCUGUCUCAGCUUCCUGCAUGCUGGAAGCUUGACACCAUAAUCUUAUCAUCAGACUUUUCCUGUUUGUUUUCAUCAACUUGAACACUUUCAAUCGCCAACAGUUACUAUUUCGUUGGAGAAUCAUCUCAGCCCUGCCUCUGUCACACUCCUAACACAUCAUGUUAAUUUCACAUUUAGAUGUGAUCAGGUUCAAGUUUCUCACCAUGCAAUGUACAAAUUUUAGAUCAGGACCAUUUUUAUCAUGUAAAAGCUGAAAUUACGAGGAAAUGUGCAUAUCAAUGCUUGUAAACUGUUGUGUGCCAAGAAGGGAGUCCUCAGUUGCAAUAGCCACAGGAAGCCCCAGGCAGUUGGCCACUGUUUCGUUAUAUAAAAAGAAAAAAAAAAAAAAACUAAUCAAGAGUGAGUGAACAAUUACUUAUGAGCUAGAUCUCAUAUUUUCAGAAUGCUUUUACUGCAUAUUAAUAUAAAGGGAUGAAGAAGUUCUGUCUCAGAAGCUAUUGCUGGGAACACAAACUGUGAAACGUGUGGGUAUCUGAACACCUCCCCACAUGCCAAGCCCCACAAGUGAAGUUAUCACUCAGUGUCAUCUGGAAAGGAAAGAGUCAAGGGAUAUACUGAACAUGUCAGAGAAGUGGUUCCAGAUAUGCUGGACUGUUAGCCCCUGCUGGGAGAAAGAUAUUUGUACCUAUGUAAUAUAGGACAAAAGGGACUGAUUUCAUCAGACUUGGAGUCAUUUCUAACAAUAAAAUGAUGUACAAUUUGUCA
Molecule: messenger RNA, 3269 nt
Organism: Psammomys obesus (fat sand rat)
Lineage: Eukaryota; Metazoa; Chordata; Mammalia; Rodentia; Muridae
Gene: Lpl
Product: lipoprotein lipase
Exons: 10
Coding region: 180-1592 (470 amino acids)
Biological process (GO): lipid metabolic process
Molecular function (GO): apolipoprotein binding; lipoprotein lipase activity
Source: RefSeq, a predicted model, not a curated record